CGAGCUGAGGGUGUACGAGUCGGCCAAGUGGGCGUGCCACGACGAGAUGCGAAAGCGGCCCAAGAUGUACACCAGCUUCAUGAAGCUCUUCGGCUACAUCACAGGCGAGAACGAGAAGGGCCAAACCAUCAACAUGACCGCCCCCGUCACCAUGAUGGAGGAGCCCCUUGACGGCGACGCCAACAGGUACCAGAUGUGCUUCUACAUCCCGGCCGCCCAUCAGCUCGAGCCGCCCAAGCCCACUGACCCCAACGUCUACAUUGAGGUCCGCCCACGCCUUACCGUGGCAGCCAGAACCUUCGGCGGCUGGGUGAGCAAGAUGCGAGAAUGGGUCACUCGUAAAGACGACUUGGAACGCGACCUCAAAGCCGCCGGGGAACAGGGCGUCGACUACACACGUUUCUACGGAGCUGGCUACGAUUCCCCCAUGAAGUACAAGAACCGGAGGAACGAGGUGUGGUUCGUCGUGGACCAGUAAGAACCGCUGCCGUGCUGGUUCCGCCCCGUCGACGACGUCCAAGAGCCGGACGCGAUGGCGCUGCGCCGGAGGGCCUUCGGCGUCGCUUCCGGAUUGCUGCUUCUGGAAUGACGACCUUCUGCACGUGCAAAAUUUUGCUUUAGUUAGAGUUCAGGACUGAAAAGUAUUCAGUGAUAACGAACAUUUGGUGAUCUGAAUAAAUUG
Messenger RNA from Penaeus vannamei (Pacific white shrimp), 682 nucleotides. The record is from RefSeq and is a predicted model, not a curated record. Lineage: Eukaryota; Metazoa; Arthropoda; Malacostraca; Decapoda; Penaeidae.